Colletotrichum orchidophilum is the source of this 708-nucleotide messenger RNA. Its product is annotated as phosphoglycerate mutase. Gene Ontology annotation, molecular function: phosphatase activity. The record is from RefSeq and is a predicted model, not a curated record. Bases 1 to 708 code for a protein of 235 amino acids. NCBI's taxonomy places the organism in Eukaryota, Fungi, Ascomycota, Sordariomycetes, Glomerellales, Glomerellaceae. The transcript has 2 exons. Gene Ontology annotation, cellular component: cytoplasm.
AUGAGUCUUCCAAUGGCUAGCUUCACAGGUGUGAAUCAGUCUGACAUCAUCCCACAGGACUGGAACCUCCAUGACCCUGACCUAUCUUCUCUGGGCCUGGAGCAAUGUCAGGAACUGAAGGAGAACCUCUCACAGCGUUUCGGCAAUGAGGAGAAUGCUGUUAUCAUCGUCAGCCCCAUGAGGCGCACGAUCCAGACAGCCCUUCUCUCGCUGGACUGGCUGAUCAAGAAGGGCAUGCCGAUUCAAGCCGACGCUCGAUGGCAAGAAAAUUCUGCGAAACCAUGUGACACCGGCAGCACUAUCGUGGACUUGAAGGUCGAAUUUCCGAGCAUUGACUUCUCCACUGUAGACCCUGUCUACCCAAACAAAACGCCCCCUACCGGCAUUCAAUAUGCUUUCACCAAGGAAGCCAUACUUGAUCGAGCUCAGUCGGCUCUACAGAGCAUCUAUGAACGCAAAGAGAAGCUCGUCUUCGUUGUCUCUCAUUCUGGCUUCCUCCGCGCUGGCGUGACUGGUCAUUGGUUCUUCAACGCCGAUUACAGGAUCUUUGAGUUUGAACACUGCCAAGAGCCGGAGAAGCCCUUCCAACUGCGACAAGCUGAGUCAACUUCAAGUGGUGGACUUGGCAAGUCGCGGACGGAAUCUGUGGUUAUCGGGUCUGAAUUACCAGUCCCAGAAAUUCCUCCCGUAAUCAAACCUAGCAGCUGA